This is a messenger RNA of Purpureocillium takamizusanense, 3548 nucleotides long. RefSeq names its product Ca(2+)-dependent cysteine protease, variant 2. The record is from RefSeq and is a predicted model, not a curated record. The coding region runs from base 389 to 1861 and encodes 490 amino acids. Lineage: Eukaryota; Fungi; Ascomycota; Sordariomycetes; Hypocreales; Ophiocordycipitaceae. Gene Ontology annotation, molecular function: cysteine-type endopeptidase activity. Gene Ontology annotation, biological process: proteolysis. The transcript has 4 exons.
GGCAGUUUGUGCUCAUCCUGUGCGCUCGACACGCACGCCGUUCAUCAACCUACAGCGUCGUCGCUCCGGCCAUCGCUCCGGCCGCCCUCCCCUGCCACCUCGAGUCCCCACCAACUAGUUCAAGUCAGCCCAAGGCAAGGCGUUCUGCGCCUCGCCCCGUCGGUGCGCCACCCACCCACACCAGCCGAACUCCGACCUCUGCCCUUCCAUUCAGCUGCCGGCGUCCAGGCAGCUCUCUUACCUCCUCCAACCUCGCGACUCCAUCCCUCCACCACCACCGACCCCGAGCGCCCGAGCCACGACACGGUCCCUCGCCCAUCAACCGCUCACGACACGCGGCCGAGUCCAUCUCCCCCUCGUUCGCCUCCAACCGCGCACGCAACACAGCAUGUCUGGAUACCCCGGCCAGGGCCAGUACGGCGCUGCCAAUCACCGACCUGGCGGCGGCGGCUUCGCCAACGGCGGCCCCGGCUUCGGCUACGGCUACGGCAACUACGGCGCCGGUCCCAACGGCCCUCCCGGCCCUCCUCCUCCUCAGCAGUACGGCGGCCCUGGCUACAACAACUACGGUCCUCCGCAGAACAACUACGGUCCCCCUCAAGGCGGCAACUACGGCCCUCCUCAGGGCCAGGGCCAGUACGGACCUCCCCAGGGCGGCCCGCCGCCGCAGUACGGCAACCACGGCCCUCCUCCUCCCGGCCCGCGUCCCAGCUGGGGCCCCGGUGGCAGUCCCGGCGCGUACAACCAGCACCCACCGCCGCCCCAGCCGCCGCCUCCGGGCCUCGACGCCUACGGCUACCCCAUGCAGGGCGGCACCUACGGCUACCACGCCAGGGCCGGCCCGCCGCCCUCGACGGCGCCCCAGCAGUUCGGCCACGGCGCGCCCCAGGGCUACACGUUCCAGUACUCCAACUGCACCGGUAGGCGCAAGGCGCUACUCAUCGGCAUCAACUACUUUGGCCAGAAGGGCCAGCUCCGCGGCUGCAUCAACGACGUGCACAACGUGUCCAACUUUCUCUGCCAAAACUACAACUACAAGCGCGAGGACAUGGUCAUCCUGACCGACGACGCGCAGAACCCCGUCAUGCAGCCCACCAAGGCCAACAUCAUCCGCGCCAUGGAGUGGCUCGUCAAGGGCGCCCAGCCCAACGACGCCCUGUUCCUGCACUACUCUGGCCACGGCGGACAGACCGAGGACCUCGACGGCGACGAGGACGACGGCUACGACGAGGUCAUCUACCCCGUCGACUUCCAGCAGGCCGGCCACAUCGUCGAUGACGAGAUCCACUUCCGCGUCGUCAAGCCUUUGCAGGCCGGUGUGCGGCUGACGGCCAUUUUCGACUCUUGCCACUCGGCCACAGUCAUGGACCUGCCGUACGUCUACUCCACCAAGGGUGUCCUCAAGGAGCCCAACCUGGCCAAGGAGGCCGGUCAAGGGCUGCUCGGCGCUCUGGGCUCCUACGCGCGCGGCGAUCUCGGCGGCGUGGCGAGCUCCAUCUUCAGCUUCGCCAAGACGGCCUACAAGGGCGACGACGCCUACAACAAGACCAAGGACACGCGGACGUCGCCCGCCGACGUUGUUAUGUGGUCGGGCAGCAAGGACGACCAGACCUCGUGCGUAUACCCUUCCCGUGAAGCGGCGGCGCCUGGCUUUGGUACUGACAGAACAGGGCCGACGCCACCAUCGCCUCGCAGGCGACGGGCGCCAUGUCCUGGGCUUUCAUCACGGCGCUCAAGCAGAACCCCAAGCAAAGCUACGUGGAGCUCCUCAACAGCAUCCGUGACGUGUUGUCGACAAAGUACACGCAGAAGCCGCAGCUGUCGUGCAGUCAUCCCCUGGAUACGAACCUGUUGUUUGUGAUGUAGAGGAGCGUUUUGGGAUGCGGGACGAGUGUUUUAGGGUCAUGGUCAUGAGUAAUUAUGCGUUACGUCUAUGGGAUAGGCUGGGAAAGGGAAAUUGGAAGAAGUUGCAUUUAAUUACCCGGUGACGGUGUCUGGACAGACUGUCGCGGCAGCUGCAGCUUCGUGUCUACAACAACCCUGGGCCAGUGAGUGAUGUGGUUCCUCGACCCCUCGGUGUUCGGCGACGUUCAAGUUUCUUCUCAUUGUCUGGUCCGACUCAACCCCGCAACCGUCUAGCACCGCACGAUGCAACGCUCACCUCAUCGCUGGGGGCCUAAUGAAUCAGUUUGCCUGCAUCUCAAACGGAAACUCGUAGCCGCCCGUCACCAGGCCCGCCGUGUUGACGAGCUGCUUCUGCCGAAACGGCUCGAGGGCCCGCCUCUCCUCGUCGGAGCCGACGCCGAGCUGGCGCAGGAUCUCGGCGGCGGCGGCGUACACGACGUCCAUGUUCCCGUCCUCGACCUUGACGGCGAUGCCCAGCGCGCCGCGGGCGCCCAGCCGCCGCGUCUCCUCGCCCUCGCGCAGGCCGAUGGCGUAGCAGCCGUCGGCGCCGACCUUGCCGAAGAGCCGCCCGCCGAAGGCGCGCAUGAGCGCCGUGCAGAAGCGGUCCUCGCCGGCCACCAUGUCCGGGUGCGUGGUCAUGGCGUUGAAGAUGCGCGCCAUGUGGCGCUCCCGCGGGGAGGGGAGGGCCGUCGCCGCCGCCGCCGCCGCUGCAGCUGGUCUUUUCGUUUCUGACGGCGGUGGUGAUGAUGAUGAGGUAGAGGUGAAGGCAGAGGAAGAGGAAGCGGAAGAGGUAGAGGAAGAGGAAGAGGCAACGUCGUCGGCGGCCUGGGCAAAGCGCGCGUAGAUGUGCGCCAGGUUGGUCAGGGGCAUCGCCGGCGAGGCCAUGUUGCACCCGUCCACGGCCCAGCCGACCUCGUCGGGCCGCAAGCCGGACAGCUCCUCGGUGACGGCCCUGACGCGCUGCUGCACGGGGUGCGCCAGCUCGUGGUAGCCCUCGGCGCCGGCGCCCAGGACCUCGGCGGCGGCGAGCACCCCGGCGUGCUUGCCGGAGCAGUUGCUCCAGACGGGCGUGGGGACGUGGCCGCUGCGCAUCCAGAGCUCGUCGCGCGGCCUGAGGAGGGCGGGGUGCGGGCCGCAUCGUAGGUCCGCCUCGCCGUCGUUACCGUUGCCGUUGUCACCAUUGCCGUUGUCGCCGUUGCCGUUCCCGUUGCCGCGACGAGCGAGCAGCAUGGCCCGCGCGCGCGCCACGUGCCUCUCCUCGCUGCUGUGCGACGCGCACAUGAGCGCCAGGUCGGCGUCGUCGAAGCCGAAGCGCUCCAGGGCGCCCGUCUCGACGAUGACGAGGGCCUGCCAGGGCUUGGCGGCGGAGCGGACGAGGGUGAAGCGCGAGGGGGAGGAGCCUAGCUGCAGGAGGAGCCGCGGCCGGGGGUUGUUGCCCUGAACGGCGGGGGAGGCGUCGACGACGCAGGCGUGGAUCUCGUGCCGGUUCUCGACGAUGCCGUUGCGCGUGGUGACGACGUGGGCGGCGGUGGUGGGGGAGGCGCUGGGCCGCGUGGUGGGCUUGGCCAUGGAGGACGUGAGGACGGCCAUCCGACGGUUUAACGGCGAACAGUGAGCGUCGUGUGUGCGUGCGUGUGUGUGUG